CGCAUGUGCUGCUUCAGCUGAGAGUGGAACCGUGCUCGUCGCGGUCUAUCGGUGCCGGAUUGAUUCCUCGUGUUGUGAUGGCUCUCGGUAGUGAAGUGAAUGAUAACUCUCCUAAAAAUGCUCCCCAAAAAGUGAAAAAAACCCACUCGAACACCAAUUUGAAAGUUACCAGUGGCAGCGAUAUUAUUAACAAAGCUGAAAAACUAGAUAAACAAGGUAAGAUGAAGAAGGACGGUAGCGUGAAGGUGGUGGGUUGCAGCAAUGGGCACGUGAGUACGCCGAACGGACGCGCUGAUGAUGAAGGCGGCGGUGGCAGUGGCAGUCUCGUCGCUUCGCCUCGCGUCUCGUACGCUGCCGCGGCGCGCAAAGCCGCCUCACCACAGAAUAUCGUGCCUCCGCCUUUCCCCCUCAACACAGGUGCAUCGAUCGCACUUUUAUCAACUUCCUGUGUUGUCCCAGUGAAGAUAGCUUUCAUAGCAAUUACUUUCCUAUCGUAGUGGCAUAGUCUGUAGCAGCUUCUAGACACCAACGACUUUUGACACCUGACGCCCAGUGCCGGAUCAACGGAUAACUUUCAUGACUUCAUGACUUAAUAUUUUCAGGUGGUUCUUUCUCCAGUCUUCUGAGAUAUUGACAUCAUAGCAUAGUAACAAAAACAAAUAUCUAUGUUUAAUUUUAAUUAAUCGAUUUCUCCUAAAUAACAUUGCACAGUACGACAUCUUUGUUACCCUUAAAAUGAGCGACAUACGAUAUGCGUACAAAUAAAUUGUAUAUUUUGUCUGUUUUCGGGUUGGCUUCGAUCGCA
Messenger RNA from Hyposmocoma kahamanoa, 805 nucleotides. RefSeq lists its product as uncharacterized. NCBI's taxonomy places the organism in Eukaryota, Metazoa, Arthropoda, Insecta, Lepidoptera, Cosmopterigidae. The record is from RefSeq and is a predicted model, not a curated record. The transcript has 2 exons. Bases 78 to 497 code for a protein of 139 amino acids.